UUAUUUAAGGCGUUUAUCCCAAAAUCCUACAAAAACGCCAUUACUUUUCCUCAUAGGCUUUGUCCAACGGAGUGCCUAAAAAAGUAUCCAAAACGACUCCAUUACUAUUUCUCUUUGGGGUUAAAGUUUCAGUUUUCACCCCACCCAGUCGGUGGCGGCAACACACAAUGACAGGAUGUAGUCCACCGUAAAAAUUUCACCGAAGAAGUUUACCAAAAUGGCAGCGCAGCAACAACCCGGUGGACCGAUUCCACAAGUUGGAAUGCAGCAASCUGCUACACUUCAACAACAGCAGUUGAGUCAACAGCAAGAUUUCGACCCAGUUCAUCGAUUCAAAAUGCUUAUUCCACAAUUAAAAGAGAGCCUCCAGAAUGUCAUGAAGAUUGCCUCUUUAAAUUUGGGGCAUAAUACAUCAAUUGACAAUGGCAUAAAGAGCAGUGAUGCCAGUGUACAGCGGUUUGACAAGAGUUUGGAAGAGUUUUAUGCCCUGUGCGAUCAGCUGGAACUCUGCUUACGGCUUGCCUACGAGUGCUUAUCCCAGAGCAUUGACAGUGCCAAGCACUCUCCUAACUUGGUCCCAACAGCCACCAAGCCUGACACCGUACAGACAGAGUCCCUGUCCUACUCACAGUACCUCAGCAUGAUCAAGUCACAGAUCUCCUGCGCCAAAGACAUUCACAACGCUCUAUUGGAGUGCUCCAAGAAAAUCGCAGGAAAGGGCCAGCCGCAAGGAAUCCUGUAGAAAUGGGCAUUCCAUUAUACUAUGACAUGGUGGUUAUUUUUCUAAAGUUUUGUAUUUUUUGUAAUGAUUGAUAAGGACAUACACAGUUGAUUAAUUAUUUAAGGGAUGCCCCUCUUCAAUUUUCUUCCCCCCAAAAUCAGAAAAGUAGCAAACAAAAUGUCCUCAAGCAUCAAGUAAUGAGAUUCACAACUUUCUUGGAUUAUGGAAAACGAACUGUGCCUCAGAUCCGGCCAGUCAUGUUUUCAACAACACUAUCCCACUUUUGACACCAAUGGGGUCUUGACGAGGUCACUAGGCGUUGAACUAAGGUUGCUAUAGUAUUUUUACAAUCCGGUGCUCUUUCUUAUUUUGUUCCUCGCGCUUCUUUUCAAAAAAAGAAAAUAAAUCAAUUGAAAUAACACUUAAAGCUGUAAUCCGCAAGGAUGAAACAACCACGUCCGUUUGCGAUAUUACAACAACGAAGUUAUUGACAAACACUUUUUUCCCCUCGGACAUAAUGCGCGACAGAAGAGCACAACAUCAAUAUGUACGGUACUGCAUUUCCCCCCCUAUGCUGCUACACGUUUCUGAGCUCGCACACAAAAACAAUAACGAGGUGGCACCCUUUCCCGCUACUGUAGACCAAAUGAUCAGACUCGUUCAUUUCUCUCUUGAGUUGGAAUGGUGCUAUGCCAGAACGCGGGCCGCUGUUGUCAGCAUGCUGGCUAGCUUAAUGCUAUAGCAGCCCAUUGGAUUCCAUUAAAAUACGACUGAUAGUGUUGGGAGGAAUUCGAUGAGUUGAUAUACCUUUAGCUAACCUAGCACGAUGACAAAGGGCAGUUUAAUACACAAUUAGCGAUAUUUCAAUAUUCUUGAUUCGCCAUUCAUAUUUUCGGGAUAAUUAGGAGUACAGCGAAACAUUCCAUCUCUGGAUUGAGGAACAUUUCCCCAACCAUAUAGCGCGCCGGGCUCUGGUGGUCAUUCUGGCACAGCACCGUUCAGAAUUCAAGAGAGAAAACUAACGAGUUGGAUAAUUUUGACUACCGCUACUACGGAGUUCAGCUUUAAUCAAGUUUGCGUGCCCUAACGUGUAAAUAAGUGUUUUGUUACAAGUAGAGCACAUGACCAAAUAUGACCACCAGAGGGAGAGGUGACAAAGUCAUGAGUACCAAUGCUGUCCAAGAGCAGCUACUAUUCAACCAAAUUGCAAAACUUUUGUGGCAGAGUAGCUUUGUCUUAAUUAUAAUAAACCCUUUACACUCACUUAA
Salvelinus sp. IW2-2015 is the source of this 1989-nucleotide messenger RNA. RefSeq names its product mediator of RNA polymerase II transcription subunit 29. Gene Ontology annotation, biological process: regulation of transcription by RNA polymerase II. Gene Ontology annotation, cellular component: mediator complex. Gene Ontology annotation, molecular function: transcription factor binding; transcription coregulator activity. NCBI's taxonomy places the organism in Eukaryota, Metazoa, Chordata, Actinopteri, Salmoniformes, Salmonidae. The record is from RefSeq and is a predicted model, not a curated record.